This is a messenger RNA of Nematolebias whitei (Rio pearlfish), 893 nucleotides long. RefSeq names its product EBP cholestenol delta-isomerase. Gene Ontology annotation, molecular function: cholestenol delta-isomerase activity; C-8 sterol isomerase activity; steroid Delta-isomerase activity. Lineage: Eukaryota; Metazoa; Chordata; Actinopteri; Cyprinodontiformes; Rivulidae. Gene Ontology annotation, biological process: cholesterol biosynthetic process. The transcript is spliced from 5 exons. The coding region runs from base 60 to 743 and encodes 227 amino acids. Gene Ontology annotation, cellular component: endoplasmic reticulum; membrane. The record is from RefSeq and is a predicted model, not a curated record.
UCUGCAAGUUGCCAUUAUUCGUCAAAUCCUCUGAAGUUGCCACAAAAGAAGAUCCGGCGAUGGAUGCUGCUUCAAACAGAGUUCGACAUCCUUACUGGCCACGGGACCUUGUGAUCCCCACCUAUGUGGAAAAUGACCGGUCUAUGUCAGAGAUUCUGGUUUUUCUGUUUUCUGUGUCUGGGGUGAUUCUGCUUGUGACCUGGCUGAUCACUGGGACUGUAGGCAGGCUGGGGACGUGGAGGCGUCUGGCUUUGUGCUGGUUUGCAGUUUGUGGUUUCAUCCAUUCUGUCCUUGAGGGCUGGUUUUUACUAUAUCACGAUAUUCUACCAGGAGACCAGAGCUUCCUGUCACAGCUGUGGAAAGAGUACUCCAAGGGAGACAGCAGAUAUGUAAUAGCUGACAACUUUACUAUUUGUAUGGAGAUGGUGACUGCUUGUCUUUGGGGACCGUUCAGCUUUUGGGCUGUAUAUUCUUUUUUAACUAAGAAGCCGUACAGAUUUGUUCUGCAGCUCAUCAUUUCAUUAGGGCAGCUGUAUGGAGCAGUGCUUUACUUCUUCACAGAACACAGAGAUGGCUAUGCUCACACCGAGUUCGGACAUCCAGUCUACUUCUGGUUCUACUACGUGUUCAUGAACGUGCUGUGGGUCGUCAUACCCCUGGCACUCGUUGUGGAUUCAUGGAGGCAGCUGUCAGCAGCUCAGACACACACAGACGGCUCAAAGGCAAAGAAUAAAGUGAAGUGAACACAAUGUGGGACUGAAGGGCACAACGUAACCAAUACUUAAAAAGAAAUGCAAUUUUUUUAUUUGAUCAUGUUGCUGGUAUGUUUGUCAUCAAACAAAAGUUGUUGUUUUUUUUUUGCUGCAGAUGUUUUUCUGCAUUAAAAAUAUAAA